Anopheles coustani is the source of this 2391-nucleotide messenger RNA. Its product is annotated as acetyl-coenzyme A transporter 1. Gene Ontology annotation, molecular function: acetyl-CoA transmembrane transporter activity. Lineage: Eukaryota; Metazoa; Arthropoda; Insecta; Diptera; Culicidae. The record is from RefSeq and is a predicted model, not a curated record. Gene Ontology annotation, cellular component: membrane. The coding region runs from base 280 to 1884 and encodes 534 amino acids. The transcript is spliced from 4 exons.
UUGACGAUCGGGAUCCAAACUAAUGUAGUCAGAAAAAUGUUAACAGGUGUGUUCACGUAUUCAUUUGUCCCAGUAUUUCCGUACAUUCCGUUCCGGCAAGUUUAGUGACGUGUACUUAGCGGCAAUAGUGAGCCACGCCGUGCUUGGGCGAUUUUUUUCUGGCUAAUCAACAUAUUUUUGGUGUUGUGCUUCUAGUGUAAUUUAUCCAUUCGAUUAGCGGCUUCGUGGCAGUUGCAACAUCUACUAUAGCCAACUCGAUUUGUGCAAGUGAGGACAAACAUGAGCAAUCGUCGGAAGAGAAAUGACCGCAUGGACCACGAAACGCUCAUUCCAGCGUCGGAAGAUGAAGAAAAGCACGAGAAAAGCGACCUCCGGGGAGACUGGGGUAACAUUGCGAUCCUGUUCUUUCUCUAUCUUCUCCAAGGCAUACCGAUCGGGCUGGCGUCGGCCAUACCGAUGUUGUUACAAAAUCGGGGUGCUAGCUACAAACAACAGGCCGAGUUCAGUUUUGCUCACUGGCCGUUCAGCUUGAAACUCCUGUGGGCACCGAUCGUCGACUCGUUGUUCUGGAAGCGCUUUGGGAGACGAAAAUCAUGGCUCAUUCCAACGCAGUACUUGAUCGGCAUUUUUAUGUUGAUUCUUUCGCUGCACGUCAACCGCUGGCUCGGCGCGGAAACCCCUGCCGGCAGCACAAAUGAUCAUUCCACCGAAAUCGAGAGCACACUGAACAUUCCCCUGCUGACGGGCAUAUUUUUCAUGCUAAACUUCCUCGCCGCCACGCAGGAUAUCGCUGUGGAUGGGUGGGCCCUAACGAUGCUGAAACGAUGCAAUGUUGGUCACGCUUCAACCUGCAACAGUGUGGGACAGACGGCCGGCUACUUUCUCGGCUAUGUCGCCUUUAUGGCGCUAGAAUCGGCCGAGUUUUGCAACAGUUAUCUUCGUACGGAACCAGCCGACGAAGGGCUGGUGAACCUCUCCGGGUACCUUUGGUUCUGGGGUCUGGUUUUCCUGAUUACAACCACACUAGUGGCGCUGUUGAAACGCGAAAUAUCGCCCAGUCUUGACCGGGGCCACGAAGAACAUCUGGAGCUAGACAUCAAGCAAACCUACCGACUGCUGGUGGACAUUAUGAAGAUGAAACCGAUCCUCACGCUCGUGGCCAUACUUCUAACGGCGAAGGCAGGAUUUGCCGCUUGCGAUGCGGUGACGUCACUGAAACUUAUCGACGCCGGUGUACCGAAGGAUAAACUAGCCCUACUGGUGGUACCGCUGGUACCAUUGCAAAUCAUCCUUCCUUUGGCCAUUAGCAAAUAUACCGCCGGAACACGACCGAUGGAGGUGUACCUGAAGGCGAUUCCGUACCGGAUAGGCUUAACGCUGGUAGCAGCGGGAAUCGUUUGGAUAACACCGGCGAUUGUGCGCGACCACCAUGUGCCGUACUAUUACUACGUGCUGCUGCUGACGAACUAUGGUCUGUACCAGAUCGCCCUGUACAGCAUGUUUGUAGCAGUGAUGGCGUUUUUCGCACGCGUUAGCGAUCCUGCCGUCGGUGGAACCUACAUGACACUGCUCAACACGCUCAGCAACCUCGGUGGUAACUGGCCGACCACGGUCGUACUAUGGCUUGUGGAUUACCUUACGUGGAAGAACUGUUCGAACACACCGGGCAACGAUUGUUCGGACAGUAUGCUGAAAGAGGCUUGCACGGCCGGUGGUGGCAAGUGCUCGAUAACGGUCGAUGGGUAUUAUAUAGAGAUAUUCAUUUGUCUGCUGUAUGGGCUGGUCUGGUACCGAUGGGGUAGCAGCAAAAUCCGGCAGCUACAGGAACUUCCGCUCAAAACAUGGCGCGUAGCGCGAAGUGUGCAACGGAUGCAUAGCAGCUAGCAAUUAAUGCAACUCAUUUGACAAUUCCAUUUAUUAGCGGUACUGUGAGUGCGGAAACGGAAAUAAUUGAAAAAACCAUCGUGACAGCGAGCUAGAAAACAAAACGUACUGAAACAAGUGUUAUUUCAUUUUUAUUAUUUAAACCAUCUAUACAAAUUGUACGCAGAGAGGGAAACAGAACGUGCAUUUUUAGAAAGACCCACCUACGUUUAAUGAAAAUAAGAAAUCAGCACAAAGCUAGUGGCGUGGAAACAGUUAAAGUUAAAGUUAUACUUUAUCUUUUGUUUUUGUAUUUUUGAUUUUUGUUAGUAUUUUUCUCUACCGAAGGAAUAGAUAUCGAUUGCAAUAGGUAGCCUUAGAAGAGUUAGAAAACAAAUUUGGUUUGUUUGCAGCAUUGUGAUGAUUUAUGUAAAUCCCCUACAAAAUAGGUUUUCGGAGCAGGAGGAAAAACAACUGGUGCAAACUUGAAUGAGUGUAAUAAAAUACAAAAUGUUAAAACAUUUGAAA